Molecule: messenger RNA, 679 nt
Organism: Tribolium castaneum (red flour beetle)
Lineage: Eukaryota; Metazoa; Arthropoda; Insecta; Coleoptera; Tenebrionidae
Exons: 3
Coding region: 80-634 (184 amino acids)
Biological process (GO): protein folding; protein peptidyl-prolyl isomerization
Cellular component (GO): intracellular membrane-bounded organelle
Molecular function (GO): peptidyl-prolyl cis-trans isomerase activity
Source: RefSeq, a predicted model, not a curated record
AAAUAUGGCGCCCAUUAGUCGCAAGUUUGAGGUUAUGUUGUUUUGAUUAUUCGAGGUUAGGGAACUAAAAACCGUAAAAAUGCCGAAUUGGGACCAAAUUCAAGCCCAGUUGAAGCACCCAGCGAACCCGGUCGUGUUUUUCGACAUUUCCGUCGGAACUACGGAAAUCGGCCGAAUGAUUUUCGAGUUAUUCGCAGACGCGGUCCCCAAAACCAGCGAUAAUUUCCGCCAGUUUUGCACCGGCGAGUUCCGCAAAGACGGCGUGCCGUUGGGCUACAAGGGGGCUAGUUUCCACCGAGUUAUCAAGGACUUUAUGAUCCAAGGGGGCGACUUCGUCAAUGGCGAUGGGACCGGCGUUAUGAGUAUAUAUGGGGGCGGAACGUUUCCCGACGAAAAUUUUAACCUAAGACAUGACGGUCCUGGACUUCUAUCAAUGGCAAACAGCGGCAAAGACACCAACGGUUGCCAGUUUUUCAUAACUUGUGCAAAGUGUAAUUUCCUGGACGGCAAACAUGUGGUGUUUGGACGCGUUAUUGACGGACUUCUCGUCAUGCGGAAAAUCGAAAACGUGCCCACGGGGCCCAACAAUAAGCCCAAAAUCCCGGUCACAAUUGUACAAUGUGGCCAAAUGUAGUAGUGUAAUUCAAAUUUUAAUAAUAAAAGCACAAAAUAAAACUUA